UGUGGUUUCCAUAGACACCAACCAGAGUAAACUGUCGGGAGUUUUGAAUUAGAAAAAAGGCUUGAAAGAAGCUUACUGGAAUAUCCCAUCUGGUGCCAUGGGCUUAUCACUGACGAGGGCAGCACAGUGGACCACGGCCACUUCUGAUGCUGGAAAACUUGCGCCCACGCCAAUGAACGUGUCCUUGUUGAAAGAGGUCCUGCGCUUUGUGGAGCAGUUCAGCUCCCAACAUCCACAGGAGGCGGAGCAUGUGUUUGAGGAGCCUCUCCAGUGGAGUACCGCUUUAGUGGCAUCUGAUUUCAAAACAGACUAUGACAUAAGUGACUUGGAUGUACAGUCCCCCGAGAAAGACAACAAAGGGCGUCCAUUGUUGCAGCUCUCCCCUCCGACUGUAUGCGUGCGCAGCUUCAGCCAGCUCUCUAAACUACUUCAUCUGGCAGAUAAUAAGAGGAUGGAAGAAGUUCAAGCAUGUCUAGAAGAAAAUAGAGACCCUGUAGUUAAGAUUCUCGGUCCCAGCCUUGAUAGCAUUCUGGAGAAAGCAGAUGCUCACACAGAUGGGCUGGUGGACGAAGAGAAAGAGGAAGAUCAAAGCAAGGACAUCAAGGUCAAGCUGUUCCUUUUGCUCCAAGAUUUGGAUAAGCAGCUUCUCAGCAAGUGCCUCAAAGACAUGGACGGACGAGACGGGCUGGACCCCGGCGCAGUGAGGAAUGAAGUGGAGAUGUUGAAACGGCACUCCAGCGAGGGGGAAAAGAGGGUGUUAAAGUCGGUUCGAUACACAUCAGAUUAUGUAUUUUCAAACGGCUGCCGUGCACCUCCGUGGAGACAGGCCCUUAAUGAGAUUUGCUACCUUGUGAUCGAGCCUUGUGACACCGAGACCCUCUACAUCACCUGCAGCACAGCUGGAGUUUUUCUCAAUGGGGGUAUAAACCGGGAAGGGGAGGAGAUUGGCUUCGAGCAAACUAGUGAUGUGUUCAAAGACCUCAGAGCCCUUCUGAAAAGCACAUCACCACAUUUUGCAGAGAACGCAAACAAGCAGGAUUUUGAAGAAGAACUUCCACCAACACAAAAGACCCAGCAUGUGGAAUUGGUUGAUGCGGAGGAACAAGGCCAACCCCAGAGGUCUGACGAGCAACAGGAAAAGAAUGUGCAUGAGAAGGAAAGGCAGCGGCAUGCGCCGAACAAGGCAAACGACAGAAAGAAAUACGAACCAUGUCGGAGGUGGAAUAAUCUGGGUCUUGUGUCCCCGCGUGGUAAGACCCCAGCAGGAUCCGUGCCAAUGGACGCUUUCAGUGAGAGUUCAUCCGAGAGUGAGGAGGAGGAGGAGCAAUCCGAGCGCCAUCCAGAGAGCAACACAGACCUGCCUUCUGAAUACUGGCAGAUACAGAAACUGGUCAAGUACCUCAAGGUAGGUGACCAGAAUGCCACUGCGCUCACUCUGUGCGCCAUGAUGGAGUUUAAUUUGAUGCAGGAGACGUGCCAGCUGGCCAUCCGGGAUGUAGGUGGCCUUGAAGUCCUCAUUAACUUGCUGGAUACAGAUGAAGUCCAAUGCAAAAUUGGAUCUUUGAAAAUCCUGAGGAAGAUAAGUCACAAUGUGCAUAUCCGUCGAGCCAUUGUAGACAUGGGAGGCCUGCAGAGCAUUAUGAAGAUUCUGGACUCACCAGUCAAGGAUCUUAAGGCCUUAGAUGCUGAGACCAUUGCUAACGUGGCCAGAUUCCGCAGAGCGAGGAGAACCGUCAGGCAAUAUGGUGGAAUCAAAAAACUGGUGAGGCUGCUAGACUGUGCCCCCAAUUUAGCCAAUCUGACCGCAGAGCAGGAGAAGGAUGUAGAAGUGGCUCGCUGCGGCGCUCUGGCACUGUGGAGCUGCAGCAAGAGCACUAAGAAUAAAGAGGCCAUCCGAAAGGCCGGGGGCGUCUUCAUGCUGGGACGCCUGCUCAAGUCGCCACAUGAGAACAUGCUUAUUCCUGUGGUGGGGACCCUGCAGGAGUGUGCCUCUGAGGAAAGCUACAGGAUUGCCAUUCAGACUGAGGGCAUGAUCAAGGACUUGGUCCAAAACCUAAGCAGAGACAACGAUGAGUUACAGAUGCAUUGUGCCAACGCAAUCUUCAAGUGUGCACAGGACAAGCAAACCCGUUACCUGGUGCGCCAGUACAAAGGUCUGCAGCCGCUGGUUUCGCUGCUGAGCAAGGCGCACAACAAGCAGCUCCUGGCCGCCGCCACCGGGGCCAUCUGGAAGUGUUCCAUCAGUGUGGAGAACGUGACUAAGUUUCAGGAGUACAAAGCCCUGCAGACCCUGCUUUGCCUCCUGACUGAUCAGCCCGAGGAAGUUCUGGUAAAUGUUCUGGGAGCUGUGGGAGAAUUUGCCAAAAUACCUGCCAACAAGGCCACCAUUCGCAAGUGUGGAGGCAUCAGGUCGCUAGUUAACCUGCUGACUGGAACAAACCAGGCGCUGCUUGUGAAUGUAACCAAGGCAGUGGGGGCCUGUGCUACUGAUAUGGACAACAUGAUAAUCAUCGACAAGCUUGAUGGAGUCCGCCUGGUGUGGUCAUUAUUGAGGAACCCCAGUGCAGAUGUUCAGUCCAGUGCUGCAUGGGCCCUUUGCCCGUGCAUUGAGAAUGCAAAGGAUGCAGGGGAAAUGGUGCGCUCCCUCGUCGGUGGGUUGGAACUGAUUGUUAAUUUGCUGAAGUCAACAAACAACGAGGUGCUGGCAAGCAUUUGUGCUGCCAUCGCCAAAAUAGCCAGAGACAAGGAGAAUCUGGCAGUCCUCACUGAUCACGGGGUAGUCCAGUUGCUGACCAAGUUGACGAACACGACUGAUGACAGGCUCCGUCGCCACCUGGCUGAGGCCGUGGGCCACUGCUGCAUGUGGGGCAGCAACAGGGCAUCCUUUGGUGAUGCCGGGGCCGUGGCCCCCCUGGUGCGUUACCUCAAGUCAAAGGACAAGGCAGUCCACAAGACCACGGCUAUGGCCCUCUACCAGCUGUCCAGAGAUCCUAACAACUGCAUUACCAUGCACGACAAAGGAGUGGUCAAGCUCCUCAUCCACCACAUGGGGUCUGACAAUGAGAUGCUCCUGGAAGCUGCAGCUGGCUGCGUGCGCAACAUCCGGCUGCUGGCCCAGGAGAACAGGAAGGCCAAAUUAUUUUAUUGACCCUUUUGUCGGACAGAAUUUGUGUUUAAACAUGUUUAAAAAUAAAUCC
Messenger RNA from Pungitius pungitius (ninespine stickleback), 3197 nucleotides. RefSeq names its product outer dynein arm docking complex subunit 2 (gene odad2). The transcript has 20 exons. Gene Ontology annotation, molecular function: protein binding. The coding region runs from base 98 to 3148 and encodes 1016 amino acids. The record is from RefSeq and is a predicted model, not a curated record. NCBI's taxonomy places the organism in Eukaryota, Metazoa, Chordata, Actinopteri, Perciformes, Gasterosteidae.